UUUUGUGGCACAGGGUAAGUUUCAGAUGAAACAAAAGGCUUUGGUGGUAUCUGUAGAUUCUGCAACCUCCCUGUUAACAUAUUUACCACAUUUGUCAUUGAGGGCCGGUUCUUUGGGUUCCACUGGAUGCACCACAGUGCCACGAUGGCCAGCUGUCUCAUCUUUACUUUCUCUUCCUCUGCCAGUUCCCUUGAAAAUACCAAGUCCUGGCCAGUGGUUACUUUCUCAUAGAUCCACUCCGGGAGGUAAACCUCAUUCUGGCUGUCAAUAUCUUGGUCUGAGUUCCUCCUUCCACUCACCAUUUCCAACACUAGCAUACCAAAGCUAUAUACAUCUGACUUGUAGGAUACACCUCCAAAGUUACGAGAAUAUAGCUCUGGUGCAAUGUAUCCCAUAGUACCUCUUGCUGCAGUUAAGGUGACUAUACUUUGAUCCCUGGCGCACAGUUUUGCAAGGCCAAAGUCUGAGAUUUUCGGAGUAAAGUUGUAGUCCAGCAAGAUGUUGUGUGGCUUGAUGUCAAAGUGAAGGAUGCGCUGGUUGCAUCCUUGGUGUAGGUACUCCAUUCCUCUGGCGAUGCCUAAUGCAAUGUCUAGCAUUUUCUGAGGUACUAGUAGAUCUUGGAAAACAUGAGAAUCACGUGAGAAUAUGUAUUUCUCCAGUGACUCAUUAGGCAUGAAUUCGUAGAGAAGAGCCCGUCUCGUCCCUUCAGAGCAAAAUCCCACGAGGCGGACAAUAUUGGCGUGGUGGAUUAGUCCGAUGGUUGCAACUUCAUUGAUGAAUACUUCUCCCUCUCCUGUAGAGUACUCCAGCACCUUAACUGCCACAGGCACUCCAUUUGGUAACUCACCUUUGUAUACGCUUCCAAAUCCUCCCUGUCCUACUUUUACCUUAAACCGUCUGGUUAUCUUUUUAACUUCAGAGAAGGUGUAUCUCGUGGGUUUUGAGGUUCCAUAUGUUUUGAGAAACAUUUCAACCUUCAAAUGUAUCUCUUUGUUAUAAUUUGUCUUGAGUGAAAGAUACACUGCAGUGGCCACUAUCAAGAGAAGAACAAUUAAUGUGGCCACUGAUGAUGUUGCUGGAUAAACAGAGAACAUGAAAUUAGCAAAUUGCACAACACAGGAUUUGUGCAUGGUCAUUUAUCCAGCCCGCGGAGCACAAGCAGGUCAUGAUUUGUGUGUGCAACCAUUUGGAAGUAGUUGAACGAGAUUUAUACGACUAGUGCGUUUGGAGUAAGACAUCAUGUUGAUGCGAAGGCGCUUCAGGUUGGUAUCUUUUUUUAGAUGGUUGAUUCAUGUAUCGACGUUAUAUGACCCUUGAGAUGUAAUCUCUUGGAAACAAACUUCAAUAAUGGCUUUUUUUUUAGUGUUCACCGGUGUUCAAUAAUAAUUAAAUAAACGGCUAUAUUCAUCAAUUGAUGCAGAGGCUUCCCCUUUUCGGAAAAAAUGAAAUUAGCAUAUUGUAUUAACAUUGGAAACAAUUACUUACUGAUUGUAAUGUGGAUAAGACCAGCAUGUAGUAUCCAUAUUACGGAAAUAAAUUAAAUCUGGUGUUUCAAACUAUAUUUUUGGCUCUGCUUGUUAUUGUCUUUCUUUUGUCUGAAUCGUUAUGGUGGCCACAUGCUGACUGAGUUUGUAAUAAACGUUGGUUGUGUGUGCAUCUGCAGAUGUUGGGAGAUGAUUUGUUCCAUUUUCUAAAAAAUGCAAUUUGUGAGUAUUGGGAAGCUUCGUUUCCUAUAUUUUUCUACGUUUAUUAUUCUUUUGAAAUAGAUAGAAAUAUAUGGUCUGUGGUAAUACCUGCAAUGACUUUGAUGCGUGAACCUGCAAAUAGAACGAAAAUUGAGAUUUGGUUGUUGAUUUAGGAAGAAAAAAAGUAACUGUACUUUUUAAAAAAGCUUGGUAGUUGCUCAAACGUUUUAUAGGUUAAAAAUCUUUCAGACUGCAACAUAUUGAAUUGUAGCAUGGGAAAAUUCUGGUAAAAAAACUUCAAGGUGCAAUUAAAUUUAAACUAGUUCACAAAAUAAAAGGGGAUGCCACGAUCAUAUUGUGCUAAUGGCCAGUUAGGAACUAUACCAUGUGGCAUGCAGAAUGUUUUAUUCCUUUGCGAGCUGAAUGCACACCGUCCCCCCUUGUGUUCACAGUCAUAGCACUGCCAUUGAUCUUCCCAUCCCAGUGUCAUCUCUGCUGAUUCGAGGAUUCUUUCUACACUUGUAUUGAGCGUAGCUGACCAGUCUUGCCUCGGAUAGGGUAACCGGACUAGGUCGCCUGAGAUGACCUCACAGCUCAAUGGAAGAUCUGUCAUAAGUAGAUAAGUCGGCAAUAAAUACGAUAAGUGAGUUGUGUUGCUAAGGCAGGAGAUUGGCCCAGCAGCUCCAAUGCUUGGUGUUAUCUCUCGCAAGCAGCAUACAAGCAUCACGUGCCUCUCGUCAUAUAUGCCACAAAGGGCCUGGUUUGACUGCUCUGCAUAGGCGUAUUGAAUUGGAAUGGUUUGGGAGAUGAGUUUCUGGAGCGGACAGGGAGACAAGGCUGGAGGCGGGAUGAGUUCAAUGACAAGACGACUGUAAUAUAUGUGGGUUACUUUGCAUGGGCCAAGAAGUGGGUGAACUAGGAUGGUGUCUUCGCCGGAGCAUGCUAACUCCAUGCAGAGCCUGCCACAUGAUGUAUUGCUGGCCUCGAGCCGGAAAGGAAACCUAAUCUCUGGGCCAUGUUUGCUGCACUUGGAGGGUGGACAGUACCUGAAGAAAUCUUUAUCGUCCCACGCCAUGGCCAAGUUGGUUCUGUGGUUGAUAAGAGAAAGUAGGAAGGCUGUGACAAGCAGUGUACACAUCUUGCUGUGCUGUAACAGAUAUGGAGAGGAAGAGGAAGAUACGAAGGCAAGCAAGGCGCUGCACGUAUAUAGAAGGAAAAGGCGUUGCAAGUGGCAGUCAACUCAGUCUAGCUAGUAGCAUAUUACUAUAAUGGUCUAACAGCAGGUUGCCUUAAUUGUGGUGUACAAUUUCCAAAUGUGCAUGCACCCCCGCCGUGUUCUAGUCAACCAAGUGCGACUGAAGGCUCGCUAGCGUCCAUGAUUUAGUACUCGGUAGACCUAGUGCACUUAAUUAUUGCUACCUCAUGGAAAUGCGUACAGCCAGAAGGUGGGUCUUUUGAACUUGAGACACUUUCUUAGAUUUCCUUAUAUCUGCCCUCCUUAGUUAUUGUGGUCAAUUGUACGUGAUGUAGUGAUUUGAGUGUGACCCAUCACUGGAUACAAUCAAUAGUCAAAUAGGGCACUGAUUGGAAAUUUCGGUACUGAUAGCUAUAUGUGUACUAACCCUACUGUACUGUGAUAGCUACCUCUUAUAAGGCCUGUGUCGUCUGAAUAAGUAGUAAUCUUCUUCAUAACAGCAAACCUACGAUAUCAACCUGCGAAGCUGUCAUGACGAACACUGGUGCAUUUCAUCGAUCCAUUGCCUUGCAAACCUUUAUGGUCCUAUUUGUGCUUUCAGUUUUUGCAGCAGACGUCGAGGGAGGAGAUGGAUGCCCACGUUUCUCCUGCGGUCAUCUCCGGGAUGUCCGGUCUCCUUUCCGCCAGCGAGAUGAUCCACCUGAGUGUGGCUCUCAGUCACACGAGCUGGUUUGCAGCGAUAGUAAAGCUAUAAUUUUCAUGGGCAAUACAGCAUACUAUGUGGCUACCAUCAACUACACCACUUCAUCUUUCUGGGCUGUGAAUGCCAACUUGGACAUGAACAGCAGCUUCCCUCUUCCUUACUCCUCUCUCCCUUUUGGGGGAAUAAUUGAUUCAGAUGGCUAUGUCGAUUUCUCUGCUACUGCCGCUUGGGCAUGCUUUGUUAAUUGUUCCCGAGCAAUAGUGAAUAAUAGUUGGUACAAACCUGUUGCUUGCCUGAGUGCCAAAAAUGCACAUGUUUAUGUCUGGGUUGACAUAUUUCCGUGUGAAAUCGUAUAUCUCCAACCUUUUUGUCGAAGCUUGAACAUGAUUCCCUUUGGUGCACGAUCGGAUUUUUUAGUCUCCAACCAAGAGCUACUGAAUGCAAGUUAUGUUGACAUCAUGGAAUUCAUAAGGAUGGGAUUUUCUGUUGAAUUUCCUUUUCCUAGUCUUCGUAGAAAUUCCUCGACGGCUGAGAUUAUCAACAAAUGCGUGAACAACUCAACAAGCUACUUCAAAAAGCUUUUCUCUGAUCCAACAGCAGUGCACUGGUUUCGUGCUAUUUUUUUUACUGGGAAUCAAUUCAUAAGCUGUUUAUAUGGUUACGAUGAGCAGAUACAAAUAUCAAGAGCUGGACGUUAUGUUCGUGUAACGACUGCAUAUCUAUCUUCCGAUGCUGAAACCAUAAUAUAUCCUAUAUAUGGCCUCAGGUUUCUUUUUGUGCUCUGCAGAUUUGUCCUCGCACCCUUGGCUGUAUUAAUCUUCCUUGCCCACAAGUAUUGGAAAACAAGGAUCACAAUUGAUGCGGUUGAAAAGUUCCUCUGGAUGCAACAAAUGAUUGGCCCGGUGAGGUACGCCUAUACAGACAUCACUGCAAUCACAGGCCAUUUCAGAGAUAAACUGGGCCAAGGGGGCUGUGGCUCCGUGUACAAGGGAGUGCUUCUCCCAGGCGAUGUUCAUGUUGCGGUGAAGAUGCUAGACGGUAACUCCAAUUGUAAUGGAGAAGAUUUCAUUAGUGAGGUCUCCACAAUUGGCAGGAUCCACCAUGUGAAUGUAGUUCGUUUAGUGGGGUUCUGCUCUGAGGAAAUGAGGAGGGCGCUAGUCUAUGAGUACAUGCCUGAAGGUUCUCUCGACAAGUACAUUUUUUCCGCGGAGAAGAUUUUCUCUUGGGACAAGCUCACUGAGAUUGCAUUGGGCAUUGCCAGGGGGAUCAACUACCUCCAUCAAGGGUGUGAGAUGCAAAUCGUACACUUUGACAUCAAGCCACACAACAUUCUCCUUGAUGGCAAUUUCAUCCCCAAAGUUGCUGAUUUUGGUCUCGCCAAACUUUACCCAAAGAAUAACAGUUUUGUGCCACUGAGUGUUCUACGGGGAACUGUCGGGUAUAUAGCUCCUGAAAUGAUAUCCCGAAGCUUUGGCGCCAUAUCGAGCAAAUCCGAUGUUUACAGCUUUGGGAUGCUGCUGCUAGAGAUGGCUGGAGGACGUAGGAACUCUGACCUGAAUGCAGCCAACUCGAGUCAGGAAUACUAUCCGUCAUGGGUGUAUGACCAGCUAAAGAAGCAAGAAGUAGGAGAGGAUGACAUAUCUACUGCAGCGGCUGAGAUGCAUGAUGUGGAGAGGAAGUUGUGUAUUGUUGGGCUUUGCUGCAUCCAGAUGAAGUCCCACGACCGGCCGAUGAUGAGCGAUGUCAUAGAUAUGCUUGAAGGUGGUGUUGAUGGCUUGGAGGUGCCUUCCAGGCCAUUUUUCUGCGAUGGCGAGGACAGCGAUAUAGUAGAUUCUUACCAUUUCUUCUCUGAGCUUACUGCCAUCUCCGAGGAGGAGGUGAGCGAAGACAUACAUACAUGCAACUGAUUUAAUUAUUCCGAGGAGGUGAUCCACCUAUUUAGCUUUUGAAAAUUUGAAGCUAUGGUUGUAGUUGCACGGAGUAAGAAAUAAUUCUCCAUGUCUAUCUAUAGAUUACCUCUGAUCUUUUAUGCCGAAACUUUGUAAUAGCUAGGCACUAGAUUAUGGAUGGGUGUUCAUGGUAAACUGCUAUAUUGUAACUGGAAA
Molecule: messenger RNA, 5688 nt
Organism: Lolium rigidum
Lineage: Eukaryota; Viridiplantae; Streptophyta; Magnoliopsida; Poales; Poaceae
Product: rust resistance kinase Lr10-like
Exons: 3
Coding region: 3412-5490 (692 amino acids)
Biological process (GO): protein phosphorylation
Molecular function (GO): polysaccharide binding; ATP binding; protein kinase activity
Source: RefSeq, a predicted model, not a curated record